Messenger RNA from Staurois parvus, 371 nucleotides. The record is from the annotation of a GenBank genome assembly. NCBI's taxonomy places the organism in Eukaryota, Metazoa, Chordata, Amphibia, Anura, Ranidae.
AUAUGUACUGCUGGGGACAGGGGGGGGGGACUGACCAUUUGGAAACUUGGGCACUGCCCGAGGGCCCGGGGUCAGUAGGGGGCCCCAUGAGAUGCCUCUGGUACCUUUUUCAUAGGCUUUUUGAGUUUGGGCAAGGACACAGGGGCCCCAUGAUCCCCUAUUGCCCGGGGGCCCCAUGAGUUGUCAGUUCGCCCCUGGCUGGAGAGGGCUAAGUUAGGGAAGCAGCUUGGGCAAAGCACAAAGUCACUUAAAGCUGAAAUGGGGUCGGUAGGGGGCCCCAUGAGAUGCCCCUGGUACCUUUCUCAUAGGCUUUUUUGAAUUUGGGCAAGGACAAAGGGGCUCCAUGAUCCCCUAUUGCCCGGGGGCCCCAU